GGCCCUUUUCCUUCUUGCUGUCAACUGAGACACAUUUAAAAGUGAGGCCCCGGUGGGAGCAGGCUCAGAGCAAACCAACCGGAGCCACUCCUCAGAUGCUGAGCAAGGACACUGGGACACAGCAAGCAAACUCAGCAGAGAGGACAGCAACACCUCAGGAGGGGUAGAAACUGCUGUUAAUCCAGUCCAUGGCUCAGUACAUCCUGCUCUUUCUGCAAGGCCUGGCUUGGCUAACACUCAGCCAGGCUUGUUUCUGUGACCGGUACCCGUGGGGUUCCUGGACCUCGUGCACCCGGACCUGCAAUUACGGCACACAAAGAAGGCAAAGGAAUAUGCGUUAUGACGACUACUACUGGAAGAAUAGCUGUUUUCAGUUGUGCAAAACACAUGACACAAAAGGGUGCAAUGAGCAGGCUUGUCCAAUUAACUGCCAGCUGACAGAAUAUGGGCCCUGGUCCGACUGCUCUCCAUGUGCUAGGCAACAGCUCCAGACUCGCUCUGUGCAGAGGCCAUCCCAGUUUGGAGGUGAAGCGUGUAGUGUGGAGCUGACCAAAAGCAGACCCUGUUACCCUUCUACUGAAUGCAAGUUAGCACCAAUCGACUGCAGGGAAAACUUUCAGUGUGAGAACGGACGCUGUGUCAACGCAACACUGACGUGCAACAAACAAGAUGACUGUGGAGACAACUCUGAUGAAAGAAACUGCAAUGACUUCAAAAUAGUGUGUCCGGUGAACAGAAGAGUGGCCCCGGGGGCUGACCUCGCAGGAAACGGGUUUGAUGCUUUGGCAGAGGAGCCACGGGGAGCAGUGCUGGACAACAUGUUCAUGGGAGACACCUGCACCAUCAAGAGGCCCAAAUCAUCCAAUCUCUACUACCGACAGCCUCACAACUUUGAAAGCUUCGACAUCAAGGUGGGGGUCUCAGAUGAUUUCAGGGUGGAGCCCCAGCCGGUGCAAACGGAGACAUGGAGUGUGAAGAACGACAGAUCCCACACCACUACUGAACAGGGACCCAACACUUUUUUGUUCCUCCUGUUUUACGGCGGAAGCAGCUCUCGAAACUCUGUCAAAUCUCACACCGCCGCUUUUGAGGCUUCAAAGAAAAAGGACUCUCAGUUCAUCCGGGUGCAUCAGGUUCUGCCAGUGUCAAAGUUUAAGGUGAGGGACUCGGGGGAUCUCGUUCUGUCUGGGCCUUUUCUGCAGUAUCUCCAUGCCCUUCCCCUCGACUACAACUAUGCCCUCUACAGAGAUAUCUUCCAGCGCUUCGGCACGCACUACUACGGCUCAGGGACACUAGGAGGCCACUAUGACCUGCUGUACCAGUACAGCCGAGAGGAACUCAUUAGCUCAGGUGAAACAGAGGAGCAUGUCAAAGGAUGCCUGAAGGAUGAAACCACCUGGACCGUCAUUCUCUACACCGAACACAGGAGCGUCACCAGAUGCAAGAACAACAAGAUGACGGAAAAAUAUCAAGGGUCUUACAUUCAGUCGGCAGAGAAGUCUCUCUCCAUGGUGAGAGGAGGCCGUGCGAGGGAGGCUGCGGCUCUGGCCUGGGAGAGGAAAGGUCCUCCUCCUGACAGUACAACCUACAUAAACUGGGCGAAGUCAGUCAUAGACAACCCUGCUGUCGUGGACUAUGAGUUGCUGCCCAUUUUGAAUUUAGUCAAAGGGAUCCCUUGUGCAGCCACAAAGAGGAGGCACCUAAGAAAAGCCCUGAUGCAGUACCUGGAAGAGUUUGACAGCUGCAAGUGUGCUCCCUGCCCCAACAAUGCCAGAGCAGUGCUCUCUGGCACUGAAUGCAAGUGCAUCUGUCAAACUGGCACGUAUGGCUCCAACUGUGAACAACGAGCCCCAGACUAUACCUCAGACACUGUAGAUGGAUCCUGGAGCUGUUGGAGUUCAUGGAGUAGCUGUGGUUCUGCAAUGAGGAGACAUCGGACGAGGCAGUGUGAUAACCCAGCUCCUCUGAAAGGAGGCGAGCCCUGCCAAGGACCUGCCACACAGCAGGAGCCAUGCCACAUCUCCCUUUUUGAAAAACAAGAUACCUGUGAUAAUGAUGAUGACUUCACCGUGGGAAGGAGGGACGAGCUUCCUCCUGGUGUGAAGGGAUGUCUGCGACCCAAGAAACCAAGCAACGCUUUUCUUCGGAAAGCGAAGCUGUACUAUGACUUUGGUGAAGAUGAGGAGUUUCAGUGUUUCACAGGGUUUGAGAUGGAGGGAUUCCCUUUCAUCAACUGUCUUCCUGAUGAGACCUGGACUACACCUAGAGGAAGCUGUAUCAGAAAGGUGUGCCCUGCACCGGAAGUACCUGCAGGGAUAACCCUGUUCCCGCCCAAAGAGGAGUACCGCAUCGGCCAGUCACUGGGCUUUACCUGUGAAGAGGCUGGCCUUGUGCCGUUCCCAACUGGCUUCUAUAGGUGCUCAAGCAGUCUCACCUGGCAGCCACCAAUACCUGCUGAGUUGCGCUGCUCUGAUGAAAAUCCAUUUGUUCCUGAGAGGCAGUGUAGUCCGGGACAGAGACUCCAGGGAGGGGAAUGUGUCUGCAUCCAACGGGAGAGCUGCCUGAAAUACCAGGAGUCACUCUGCAUACUAAACGCCGACCUUGGGGUGGUGGUCCCCAUGUCCCUGUGCUCCUUCCACGCGGGUCGCUGUCACGGGGACCCGCUGCUGUACGUCACCGAGGGGUCGUGUGACGAGGUUGACGCAUCUAAGCUGGACUGGGCCAAAUUUAGAAUCCAGCUGGCUCCCAGGAGCUCUGUUCAGGAGCCCUGCGACCUCGACACCUGUUACGAAUGGGAAACAUGUACUGCAUCCCGUAAGUGUGAAUGCAAAUCUGUCCGGGACUGUCCCAGAGACGGAGACCCGGUGUUCUGUCUGAAGCUCAUCAAGAGUCAGAGACAACGCAGCAUGAACCUCUGUGCCAUGGCCGCCCUCAAAUGUUCCAGCUACGAGUUCGAGAUCCUCAACGAAGGCCAGUGUGAGUCCACGUGAUCCCACCGCAGCCCCGUCAGUCUAGUGUACCCGCUCCCCACGCCCUUCAUUUCCCUGCGCAUGCGUAGCCGGCCCUAGCUGGCACAGCGCCCAAGGCAAGCUUGUCUGUGGCGCCCCCUUGUGGUCAGAAUGGUAUGCUUUUAAUUCACUACUAGUAAAGAAAAACCGUAGGAAGAAGCACAGCUAAUGAUUAACGUCAGACUGCUUUCUUGUUAUUCAACUUUUGUUCAUCCAGUCAACAAAACGUAAAACGUGUAAAUGCCGUAUACAAAAUGCUGUACAAAGAAGUAAAUGGAAACAAAACAGAUAGAAAUUGCACGUCAUUUGCAAAAAUGAUGUGCAGUUGAGGUUAAAAUGAACAUGAGUAUAUCAGCUGCUGACGUCUCUACAUUAGGCUGUUGUGAUUAGAUACAGAUAAAGAAAUAAGAAUAGAUAAAACAGGUAGGACAUGUAAACUAUGAGUUAUAGCCGUGUCUGCAACUGGACCUUCUAGCUUUCCUUGCUGCAGAGUCUUGGGUGGUGUGAUGUGAUUUAUGUCCGUGGACUCUGUCUGUGGAUGUGCUGCUUAUCAAAUAAAGUUUGGCUUGAAAAAAACAACAA
Messenger RNA from Lampris incognitus (smalleye Pacific opah), 3590 nucleotides. It is a transcript of the gene c6.2, whose product is annotated as complement component 6. The transcript is spliced from 18 exons. Gene Ontology annotation, molecular function: protein binding. Gene Ontology annotation, biological process: immune response. The record is from RefSeq and is a predicted model, not a curated record. Lineage: Eukaryota; Metazoa; Chordata; Actinopteri; Lampriformes; Lampridae. The coding region runs from base 189 to 2990 and encodes 933 amino acids. Gene Ontology annotation, cellular component: membrane attack complex.